ACAAUGCUGAAUCUUAACAGUAUAGCCUGAAGUUUUAAUUUUAGCAAAGAAGCCAUUUCCAACAGAAGCAGCACUGUCUUUUAAUCUGCUUAAAACAUGUCGGAUCCACACUCUGGAGUUGCUCCUAUUCGUGAAGAAUUCCUUGCUAAACCGGAGCAAGCAGAGAAAAAGCGCAAAACUAAAGAACGUGGACAAAACAAAAAGAGAAGUAAAGUCUCUGUACGAGAAGACAACGCAUUGUGUCCUGCGAUUUCUGUUGGAAAGGAGUGUCCAUUUCAAAAUAACUGUAAAUUUGGUCACGAUGUAGAAGUUUAUCUUUCCCAGAAGGAACCUGAUUUGGGUGAAAAAUGCGUGAAUUUUGAAACUUAUGGCGUUUGUCCUGCAGGGUAUAAGUGUCGAUGGUUAUCAGGUCACGUAAAAGUUAAUGAAGACGGCAAGCAUGAGCUGGUUAAAAAGCCAGACAGCAAGUUUGGGCUUACUAUGUUGAAUGCCGUUGACAAGACGGUCCAAAAAAAGCUUCGUACAAAGCAAUUGGAUUUGAGUAAAGCCGAAAGAAUGAUUUCUAUUGUACUUGGAGAAGAGAAGCCACAAGCUAACAACCAAAAUACCCAGGACUCGGUGAGUUCUGAGACCAGUGGUAAAAGUGAUCGAAUUCCAGAUCAGGCAUUUCCCGAUAAUAACGAUUCCAAGAACAAUGGUAAGAAAGACGAGCCAAAACCUCAAGCUUCGGAAACCCCGCAAAAACAGGAUGAAGACAAAGGAGAUAAAAAAGUAUCCAUGGAAGAAAUCCACAAACAAGCUCGCUCUGACGUCCUUUUACCAACAUUGCGACCUCAAGAAAAAAGAAGAAUUGACUGGAGAGGCAGAAAGAUUCUUGCCCCUUUAACAACUGUUGGCAAUCCUCCUUUUCGUCGACUUUGCGGAUCUUUGGGAGCAGAUACCUUUUACACUGAAAUGGCGAUGUGCCACCCUUUGAUGCAAGGUCAUCAGCCAGAAUGGGCUCUUGUUCGUGGUAUUAAUACGGAACGGGAAAUGAUGCCUAGUGGGAGAAAAGGAAUAUUGGGUAUUCAGUUAGCUUGCUCAAAGCUUUGGCAAGGUGUAAAGACGGCUCAGGUUAUUUCUGAGAACUGCGAUGGAGUAGAUUUUUUGGAUUUGAACUGCGGUUGUCCCAUUGACCUCGUUUUUCGACAAGGAGCUGGAUCCUCUUUGUUGGAGAGCCCUAGUCGUCUUAUUCGAAACUUACAGGGUAUUGAUGCUAUUUCUGGUACCAUCCCUACAACAGUCAAGCUUCGUACGGGAAAUCGUGAGGAUCAUCCCGUUGUGAAUAGGCUUUUGAGUCGUAUUCAUCAAGAAACGAAUACUUCUGCUGCCGUACUACACGGACGAUCUCGUCAGCAAAGAUAUUCUAAAUUAGCAAACUGGGAAUACGUUAAGGAUUGUGCUUCUAAUGUUCGCGGAUUGAACGAAGGAAUUGACGAUUUACCCGAAGGAAGCCUUCGUACACAGCCUAUGGCUUUCAUUGGAAAUGGUGAUUGCUAUAGUUGGGAGGAUUGGUAUGAGGGUAUGGAUACGGGUGUUGACACGAUUAUGGUUGCCCGUGGUGCACUCGUGAAACCUUGGAUUUUUGAAGAGAUCGACGCUCGACAAUAUAUUGACAAAUCAUCAACCCAACGUUUAGAAAUCUUGCAGGAAUAUUGUAAUAAUGGAUUACAAUAUUGGGGUUCAGACGCGCAAGGUAUCAAUACAACAAGAAGAUUCUUUUUGGAAUUUAUGAGUUUCUUUCAUCGUUAUACCCCCAUCGCAUUAUAUGAAGUUGCGAGACCAAGAUUGAAUCAGCGACCUCCCCUUUACAAUGCCAGAGAUGAAAUGGAAGGCAUGCUUGCGAGCACGAAUGUCAAUGACUGGGUUAAGCUCAGUGAAAGAUUUUUGGGACCCACGCCUUCCAAAUUCAACUUUACUCCUAAACAUAAAAGUAACAGUGUAGAAGAAGCAGAAGGUUAAAACUCUCUUUUUGACAAAUGGACAAAAAAAGGUUGGUUACAUGUACACUAGGGUGAACUGAUAUAAUAUGGCUAUGCAUUUUACUUUGGUAUUUAAAAGAGUCCAAUUUAUGGAAAAAAGAAAAAGAAAGUAAUUGGAUCUUUAGGAAAGCAGACGGUUGGUUUUAUACAUAAACAAAAUACAAAAUAGUGAAGUAACUGUGUAUUAGACAUGGAUUCAUUGCAGUAAACCGGAUGGUUUCAAAUGUUGGUCUUGAAUAUCAUAAAUCAUUGAAUAUUACUCUCAAUGAAUCUAAAUUUGGACAAGUCAGCUAAAAAAAAAAACAAAAACCUUUCUAUUCAUUAACAU
This is a messenger RNA of Schizosaccharomyces octosporus yFS286, 2349 nucleotides long. RefSeq names its product tRNA dihydrouridine synthase Dus3. Lineage: Eukaryota; Fungi; Ascomycota; Schizosaccharomycetes; Schizosaccharomycetales; Schizosaccharomycetaceae. Gene Ontology annotation, biological process: tRNA processing. The coding region runs from base 97 to 2001 and encodes 634 amino acids. The record is from RefSeq and is a predicted model, not a curated record. The transcript has 2 exons. Gene Ontology annotation, molecular function: metal ion binding; tRNA dihydrouridine synthase activity; flavin adenine dinucleotide binding.